This is a messenger RNA of Pimephales promelas (fathead minnow), 3655 nucleotides long. It is a transcript of the gene snpha, whose product is annotated as syntaphilin a. The record is from RefSeq and is a predicted model, not a curated record. Lineage: Eukaryota; Metazoa; Chordata; Actinopteri; Cypriniformes; Leuciscidae. Gene Ontology annotation, cellular component: cytoplasmic microtubule; mitochondrion. Gene Ontology annotation, biological process: neuron differentiation.
UUAAGAAUCGCCGUUGCAGCGUCACGCAAAUGCGUCGUGUCUGCUUUCGCAGGUCUCGUGCGCGCGCUCUCAUCAGCAGCAUCCAUCAGUCCCAUCAUCAACCAACCCGGGAGAAAUGACAGCCAAGAACAUCCAUGAACAAACUUCACUGGGAAUGGGAGACUGCAAGGCAGCGUCGACGGAAAAGCAGAGGAUGUUAGUAACGUUCAACCAGGGUAGCAUAUACAGGGUGAACAGCAGCGGUCCUAGUACUGAGCCUUGUGGUGCGCCAUACUGAACUUGUGAUCGAUUAGACAUCUCUUCAUUUACUGCUACAAACUGAUAAUGAGAGAUCUGUCCUGAAGAAUCCUUGUAAUUGUGCCGUUACAAGGUGCCAGUCCUUACCCAUGUCCCUCCCCGUGAACCGAAGACCAUCUGCUGGUUCCCGCAAAAGGUCUGCUGCCCCAAGCAGCACUCGACACUCGCUUGGGGACUCGACUGUCCGUAGCAGUUACUCAACAGCAUCCUGCAAGUGCACAGAGAGCAAUACUGUACCACGCUCCAACCCAGCCACACCACGACGGCAGGCAAAGUAUGCAACCUGUAGUGAGAAUCACGGGAUCCGUCCACCAGCUCCUGAGCAGUAUCUCACCCCACUGCAGCAGAAGGAAGUGUGUAUUCGUCACUUACGAGCACGGCUGAAGGAAAAUGUGGAGAAGCUUCAGGACCGAGACUCUGAGGUCGAGGAGUUACGGAUUCAGCUGACUAGGAUGCAGGAGGACUGGAUAGAGGAGGAAUGUCACCGCGUAGAGGCUCAGCUGGCCCUGAAAAAGGCCCGGAAGGAGAUCCGGCAGCUUCAGGAGGCUGUUGACACAGUUAAGUCCAACCUGGGGACAGAGGCAGAUCAACAGGACUGCAAGUCUGAAGGUCUAGGUGUCGGUAGGAUAAACCAACGGUUUGGGGCAUCAAGGUCUUGUGGCUGCUCUCCAGCCCACACCAUGAGUCGCAGCGCCACCUUCACCAGGCUGAGCAGUGAUACGUCACCUGGCGCUACAGACCGCAAUGGAAAUGUAUGUUCUGAUCGCUACAUUCCCGCCAACAGAGGGGCAAUGACGUUACCGAGAGGUGACGGGCGUACCCAUCUACUUCUGGAAGCAGCGUUACUGUCUGAACAAGUCCCUCACGCAAGGCUAUGCUCCACUUUGUCGCGAUCCUCAACCUGCGAGAGAUUGUGUAGCGGAGAGACGGUGUUGCCCGUUAGCCGGUCCUGUCAUGCCGUUAAUAACAACUGUAGCUGUGGACCACAUGCCUACCUCCAACACCACCAUCUGUUUCUGCACCUCCCACAGGAGGAAGCACCACCACCACCUCCUCCUCCAACAGCACCCCCUAGUGCAUCCGAAGUGAGUGACAGGCCAGGGUACCGGUCGCAGGCCUGUAGCCCCACCAUAACCUGGAUCUCCGAAGAGGGCGGAGGAGAGGAAUUGAGCGUCAUCACUUCAGCAACGUGCGCACCAGACGUCACUUUAGCUGAGCCGCUGGUGUUUUCACCAUCCUCCGCCACUACUUCACCCGCUCAGAUGUCUUGCAUCACGGAAACUUUACCGCUAGACAGCACAGUUGAAUUUACAUCAUCAACAGUGCUAACCAAGCCACAGGUUCAGCAACCGUGUCCCAGAGCGCCACCACCUCUCGAGCUGCCGCCACUGGAAACAACGGUAGUAAAAGUCAAUGACGAAGAUGUAGUGGGGGAGGAUGAAGAAUCAACUCCCCCUCAGAGGAGUCACUGGAGCCGCUAUUUCCUCAUCGAUCUCCUAGCGGUGGCCGUUCCCGUAGUUCCGACACUGGCGUGGCUUUGCCGAGGGCCCCGGAAUGAAGGCAUGCCGAUGUACAACAUGAGCUCCCUGUUGCGCGGAUGCUGCGCCGUCGCGCUUCACUCUCUCAGACGGGUUGGCAGUGGCUGUGGUCGCGUUCCCUCGGGAACAGGAAACGCGACACCUAUCUGAUAACUUGAACAUUGCAGUACCAUCACAAACUUUGAACUGGACCUUGUGUGAACUCUUUCUCCUUGAUCUCCCAGUCUUCAAUAUCUUUGAACCGAGGAGGCGUAAAUCUGUUCUUGAUUCAAAUGCGUUUUUUACACAAAGAUGGAGGGAAUGUUGCCCUUAUUGCGCGGACACUCAGAAGUUUCAAGGCUCAUUUCCACCAUUUGUUUACCUUUUCCUUCUCCUUCUGGUUCUCUUAUCUGCUUUAUUUCCUCCCUUUCCUGGCUGAAACUCAAACAGGCAGUACACAGUCAAGAGUAACUGCAAACAGCAAUGAUCAGAGUCCAAGCUACACAAUGUACAGAAGUUUAGGCCUUUUAAGCACAGAUUUAAAAAUAAUAAUAAUUAAAUGCCUCAAGGGUUAUUUUUAUUCUGUUCAUCCAUUGAAAAUUGUAGUACUGAAAUACUGACCUUGGUCCAUCAUUGUCAGUUUCAGAAAAUUUGCAACAUCCCCCUAUGGGAUUUUAGUGGUAUGAUAUUUACUCACUGACAUUAAUGUAAAUAAUGUGAAAUAUUCUUAUGUAAACUGUUCUAUCGAACUGAAGUCAUUCUGCUCAUGUUUCAUGAAUGAGGCCCAUUUACCGGUACAGGAAAACUUGUAACUUUAGGUAGGUUAAAAAUUUCAAGCCUAUUGCUCAAACAAAUUAGUAAGGCUAGGCUUUCAAAUUAGAAACCUUUACACACCUGUUGCUAAGCAACUAUUGUGCCAAUCCAUCUUAUUUCAUAAAAUAUGAACACAUAAAGCAAUAGGCAUCCAGAAACUGUUUGGAUCUCUAAAAAUGCUUCACUCAUUCACAUAAAAAUGCCUAAACUAAUGUGGUGUUUUGUGGAUCACUACUCUGAUGUCAUUCUUGACAUAUCUACUGAAGUUAUGUUUCAUCAGUUUCACAACUUCAUCUAUGAGCAAAGGGAAUUUAGAAACUGUUUGGUGCAUUUGCAUAAUAUUUAUGGAUUCAUUUGAAUUGUAUCACAUUAUUUGCUAAAUAUGCCAAAUUUUAUUGAUAAAGCAAUGGAAGGUGACGACAAGAUGACUUAAUUAAGUCAUUGGUUGUUAGAUUUUCAGUUCUUUUAAACUCAGUCUCAGGUGGAACUCAGGUGAAUAGUACUAGAGAGGAUGCAAAAUUAGUCAAGACCCAUGCCAAAACAUUCAUUCAUUAGAAACACAAAGGUUUAUAAAUAACAAUAGUUGUGAACAUGUACAUUUACUGUCAUAAAUGUCUUGUUUUUAGAUUUUUUGAUCAAUGCAUCGCUUCAAAACCAAUGAGUCUAACUAUUGCAUGCGUCCAGAUUUCAGUAAUGCAAUUAUGUAACUAAUUCAUGGCUUUGUAAAACAAAGUCUUCGGUUUAUUUGAAGUAAAACAAAAGAACAAAACUGAGUAAUCAUGGCAUUCCAGUAGGUUAUUGUAAGGGCUUAGUAUGCAUGUUAGCACAAGAAUUCCUCAUAGUUAACGAUCAAUAAACUUAUAGAUUAUAUUGCAAGUAGACAUUUGAAUAAACUCAUGAUUUGAUCAGCAAUGUUGCAAAGUAUGAUUGUGUAUUUAGACAGAGCCCAUCAACACUCGAUCCUAAUUGUAAAUUUGGAUUGUUUGGUUCAAUUGCACCUUGACAAUAAAAGUGUUUCAUUAAAAUGA